GCAGAGUUCCACCCAAAAGGGUACAUUCCACUUUAAUGCUUCGUCCCCAGCUCUCCAUUAAUUAUUGGCACCUUUUGGGAAGCAGGAACCUGAAUUUGACAGGUACCCGCUCCCACUGCACUCGCCUCUGGCCUAGACGAUCUGAAGCAGAAGUUGUCCCUCCCCAUAGUUUUCAGGGACACAUGACAAGUCCCAGAAGACUACAGGGCCAUUCACAAAGCGCAGCGCUGCAUGCACAGUGGGCACCCGGUUGUGAAGCCACAAGCUGUCACAGCCGGGUGCCCACACUUAAGAUG
Messenger RNA from Staurois parvus, 296 nucleotides. Lineage: Eukaryota; Metazoa; Chordata; Amphibia; Anura; Ranidae. The record is from the annotation of a GenBank genome assembly.